Messenger RNA from Sebastes umbrosus (honeycomb rockfish), 4838 nucleotides. It is a transcript of the gene slc37a1, whose product is annotated as solute carrier family 37 member 1. Gene Ontology annotation, biological process: glucose-6-phosphate transport; phosphate ion transmembrane transport. Gene Ontology annotation, molecular function: glucose 6-phosphate:phosphate antiporter activity. The record is from RefSeq and is a predicted model, not a curated record. The transcript is spliced from 21 exons. NCBI's taxonomy places the organism in Eukaryota, Metazoa, Chordata, Actinopteri, Perciformes, Sebastidae. Bases 438 to 2069 code for a protein of 543 amino acids. Gene Ontology annotation, cellular component: endoplasmic reticulum membrane.
GUCAGAGCAGCCCAGCUGUGUGUGUGUGUGUGUGUGUGUGUGUGUGUGUGUGUGUGUGUGUGUGUGUGUGUGGUGACAGUGAGCUCGCUCUCACACAACAAGGAAGUGGAGGAGGACAUGUCGCUCAGCUGAAGGCACGAACACACGGACACAGAACCACCGCCUGUCUCUCCACGCUAUACCCUGUCUCCUCUCUUAUCAUUUCUUUUUCUUCCUCCCUCCUCCUCCACUACCUCUUCUUCACCCCUCUCCCUCUCUUGUCAUCUUCUCAGACUCCAGAGCUCACUGUGUCCACCAUGUGUCCUCCUGCUGCCGAUCUCCCAGCAGCUUCCUCUGAGAUGGAGAUGACAUGAUGUCUGCGUGUACCCCAUCAGCCUCCUCAGCGUGAGCCCACAUCUGCUGCCCAUCUCCGUCAUUGUCAAUAUUCACAUCCAAACAUGGCCUCUGUUCCUCCUGGGGUCCGAAUGCUGGUGUCCUUCGACAGGGACCAGUGGUACAGAGCUCUCACGUUCAUCCUCACCUUCCUGCUCUACACCAGCUUCCACCUCUCCAGGAAACCCAUUAGCAUCGUCAAGAGCGAGCUCCAUAAGAACUGCUCCUCUGUCAGUGAGAUCGCCACGGCCCUCUCCAGCAGCAGCCAGCAGCCCCCCCUGCCGUCUCUCCACACAGACAUGGACUGUAGCUGGAAGCCUUUUGAGAAAAGGAACUACAAACAGCUGCUGGGAGCCAUGGACUACUCCUUCCUCUGUGCCUAUGCAGUGGGAAUGUACCUCAGCGGCAUCAUCGGGGAGCGCCUGCCCAUUCGACUUUACCUGACGUUUGGCAUGCUGGCCAGCGGCCUGUUCACCUGCCUGUUUGGACUGGGUUAUGUCUACAACAUCCACAACCUGGGCUUCUAUAUAUUUGUCCAGGUGGCCAACGGCUUAGUCCAAACCACUGGCUGGCCCAGUGUAGUGACUUGCAUCGGCAACUGGUUUGGAAAAGGAAGGCGUGGACUCAUCAUGGGCCUGUGGAACUCUCAUACCUCAGUGGGAAACAUCCUGGGCUCUCUGAUCGCCGGCUACUACGUCUCUUCCAACUGGGGCAUGUCCUUCAUCGUACCGGGGAUCAUCAUCGCAGUCAUGGGCAUCGUCUGCUUCUUCUUCCUCAUUGAGCAUCCAAAUGACCUGAAAACCCUGUAUGCUCAAAAUUCUUCUCCAGGCAAGAGUCAGGUUCAAACCAAAAGUUGGAGCGGUGUAAAUGGACGCACUGAGGUGUAUCUGCAAUACAAGGAAAACAAAACCCAGGACUACUACUAUUAUGAGGAUAAUGUUCAAAACUGGAAGAGUUACGACACAGAGCUGUUGUUGCCCAGAGACAGUGUGUGUGUCCCCACGCAGCCGGUCGUGGUGGUGAAGAGGGAAUCGGAGCCGUCCGCCAUCAGCUUCAUGGGAGCUCUACGCAUACCAGGAGUGAUCGAGUUCUCUCUGUGUCUGCUGUUUGCCAAGCUGGUCAGCUACACCUUCCUGUUCUGGCUGCCGCUCUACAUGACCAAAGCAGCUCACCUCGAUGCCAAGAAGGCUGGAGAUCUCUCCACCCUGUUUGAUGUGGGAGGAAUAGUGGGGGGGAUCUUGGCAGGAGUGAUCUCUGAUAAACUGGGGAAGAGAGCCACCACGUGUGCCGUCAUGUUGCUGCUGGCUGCUCCUACACUGUACGGCUUCUCCAUGAUCAGCGAGUUCGGUUUGGGGCCAACCAUCGGCAUGCUGUUGGUGUGUGGAUGCCUAGUCAAUGGACCAUACUCCCUCAUCACAACUGCAGUGUCUGCUGAUUUGGGGACCCACAAGAGCCUGAAAGGCAACGCCAGAGCAUUGUCUACUGUCACUGCCAUCAUCGAUGGGACAGGAUCUGUAGGUGCAGCAGUGGGCCCCCUGCUGGCCGGGCUGCUGUCUUCAGGCGGCUGGGAUCGGGUCUUCUACAUGCUCAUGACUGCUGACUUCUUCGCUCUGUUGCUUUUGCUACGGCUCGUGUCAAAGGAGCUGACCUCAACUAAACCCCGUCCCAUCUCUGCUGUAGAGUUGAAGGAGCACUGAGCACUUUGACUGCACUGCCUCCACGUAGGAGCAUGCACGCGCACACACACACACACACACACACACACACGCACACGCACACGCACACACACACGCACACACACACACACACACACACACACACACACACACACACACACACACACACACACAGUGCAUUGAAACCACUUGUCUAAGCCUGAAAUGGACUAUGUGGCUCUGACAAUAACUGGACUGUCCUGGACAUGAGACACUUACCACAAACACACACACACAGGCACAUGUUUAUAAAGUGUGUAUGUGUGUGCACACACAGUGCUAUGCCAGCUACAGUAGUCCGCUGUAAACAGGACUGUACUUGCGUCCCUGAGGAAGAGCUGAAGCUGAAGUUCUGGCUGGUCUGGAGGAUUCAUCUGCACACUCAGCGUCCUCGUCUCUUUCUCUCCUCUUCCUCUAUUGAACUAUUUCCUAUGGCAGCCAAUGUGAGCUUGAACACACUACCUGCUCUACUGUAUCUACUCAAAGGACCGGCAGAUAUAUGAAACUAGCCUUACUUUAACGUGUUGAAACAGCAACUUCCAUGACUGUGUCCUCAUUGAUCCUACUGUAGUUAUCCUCCUGUUCUUCUCCUUAUAAGACCUGAUCUAACCCUGACAGUCAGGUUUAUCUAAUCUAACCAUCUGAAAUUAUACCCAAGGGACCAUUUUUUUAUUUUUUUACCUAAACCCAGCCUUCCAGGUGGACCAUGGUGGCAUCUAAUCUGCUUUUAGACCUUUGAAUCAUGUUGGCGGCUUGAAAACAAACCAGCAGAGCCAAUCAAGCUUUCAGGAGGAUUUCAGAAGGGGCUCGUCAGAAUCGGGUUCCUUUGCCAGACCCAAAAAAAUGGGAACAGCCAAAAUUGCCACAAAAGCAUGAUGUGUGCAGGUGUUUGUAAGUCGACUUACAGAAAAAAAAAACCUCUUCAUUCUUAAAUCAAUACAUUUCUUUGAUUAUUGUUUAAAAUGCUUACUUCUAGCAACCGCAGUGACUUAAGAUGGACCGAUAAAACGCUUACUGAUGAUUGAUUAGGAAAAAAUAAGCUACUCUCAAACUGCCAGUUCAGUCUGUGGGUCGGGCUAGAUGGGAUCCAUCAAGUUGUGAAACAACUAUUGUUAGCUGGUAGCUGCGGAGCUCGACUACGUUCCUGUAGUUAGCCGCUGUACACUAAAUGGGAACCUGAAUCCCUGGACUCUGAUUAGUUCCUGGUAUUAUUCAGUGAUAUAAUAUCUGUGAAAUAUGCACUUGUCAGAUAUUGUGUGUCAGAAUUUGUUUUCCCAAAACAGUAAAAACAUAUGAAUUUUCUGUAGCCCCUUUCACACAUGGAGCCUAACAUGGCCCUUAAAGCCGGUACCCUGUGGACUUCCUGAUCUCUAGUAACGCCGUGGAGCACUUUUUAUCAAGGGGUCUCGUACGAGGACGCACACUAGCCAGCUAGUGGACAUGGAUGUAAACAAUGCAUGAUUCAAAAUACUAAAUAAUACAAAAAGCAGCUUUGCAGACGUUUAAUGAGGAAGUAAAUGCAUUCAGCUCCAGGAUACAACAAUGCAUUUGGGUGAGUAACACUGAAUGUACAUAGAACUGUGUUUGUUUGCCUUUUUAGAGGAUCAGUUACUCUCUCUUACCUGUAGUUGUAUCUGUCAUGUCAGAUCAUUUUGGUUUUAUUUGUCUAGGUUCAGCCCAGUAAAAUGGGGGUGAAUUUAAAUUAAAAACAAAAUGUCAAAUUUUCUAUUGAAUUGAUCGGUGUGGAGGCAGAAAUCUCCACCUGGACAAAUACAAGCAAAACUGUUUACGGAUAGAUCCCACUAGAGGGAAGUGUGACUAACUGACCCUUUAACCUUGAUGGGAACACUAGUAGUUUCCUAUGUUCACACUAUUGAGCUGGUGCUUUUAAUGCUGAACUCUCCCAGGGGGGGAGCGGCACUGGACCAGCUCAGUUCUGGGUGACGGCGCACAAAACCAAGACCACUACAACUCUCCUCUAACUGUGUGGAAGUUGCUGUUUCAGUGUCACCUUUGCCUUACUGUACCAAAGAGAUUGUGAGGAUCAUGUUGUAAUUUAAAUAAUAGACUCCUUAUUUAAGUCAUUUAAGUUAUUCCUGUCGGUUUUGUGGUUUCUGUUUUUUUUUUCUGAACUUGUUAUGUAAUGAAGGCACCAAAGUUGUAUUUUUAUAUAAAAACCUGCAGAUAAUGAUGUAUGUUUUCUGUGGGUGGGGAACUAAGAUAUUUUGAAUGUAAUUGUUUUUGUCAAAUUAGAUGACUUACUUGUAAAAGCUCAUAUGGAUAUAAUUUGCAGUGCAAUGUUGAUAUGUUAUUGUUUAAGAGCUUGUCAAAGUGAAUCUUAUCAUCCAAUAUCUGAUCUGGUAAGCAUUUAAAAUCUGAAAACGAAGAUUGUUAGUGAUUUUUGUUCCAGAUUUGUUUAACAUUUAUAAUUAAAUUCUGUUAAUUUACUGUCUGCAAACUGUAAUAGAGUAAAAUCCACAAAAUACAAACACCUGGUAAUGUUCUAUAUAUUUAUAUUUUAAACUUCAUGAUGAUUCAUUGAGACAUAAUGCCUUCGUUGUUGUGUAUAUUUCUUACUGUAUGUGUCAGUGGUAGGCCGAGCACUUGAAUCAUUGUGUGCCUUGUUUGUUGUGUGUCUUUUUUCUGGCCAGUUGGUUUUCUAUAAUGUUUCUUUGCUUCUUUGGAAAUGAACUUGGUUUGGAGGUGGUUCACUCCCAAAGCAAAAAUAAAUCAAUUGUUUUCUUCACUGAA